Cavenderia fasciculata is the source of this 1446-nucleotide messenger RNA. RefSeq lists its product as uncharacterized. The record is from RefSeq and is a predicted model, not a curated record. Gene Ontology annotation, cellular component: mitochondrial inner membrane. The coding region runs from base 1 to 1446 and encodes 481 amino acids. Gene Ontology annotation, molecular function: metalloendopeptidase activity. NCBI's taxonomy places the organism in Eukaryota, Evosea, Eumycetozoa, Acytosteliales, Cavenderiaceae. The transcript has 2 exons. Gene Ontology annotation, biological process: mitochondrial protein processing; protein quality control for misfolded or incompletely synthesized proteins.
AUGAAGUUACAAAAGUUAAUAGAAACCAAUAAUGUCUAUCUCAUCAAUCGACUAGUACACUAUAAUCUUAAACAGGCCACGGGUUGUUCUCGUAGUCGUAUUGUACAGAGACAGCUUUCAUCUUGUUCUUCUUCUUCUACUUCUACUUCUACUUCUUUAUCAUCAUCAUCAUCACCAUUUAAUCGAUUUUAUACUAAUAGCAACAACAACAAUAAUAACCUUUACACCAAUAAUAAUGAAUCUCCAUUUUUAAAAUUUACAAAUACACAUGAUUCUUUAAUUAGAAAUCAAUCGAAUAAAUCAUCAAUCCUUUAUAAUAAUACCAAUAUCAAUACUACAACUACUAAUAAUAACACUACUACUAAUAAUAAUAAUGAUAAUUGUAAAUUUUUAAAAAACAAACAAUUGUUUAUAACAUUUAAUAAUAAUAAUAAUAAUAUAAAUGAACAAUUUGAUGUUAAUCAUCUAAGAAGAAGUUUAAGAAGAGGAAUCAACAAAUUUGAAAAUAAACUAUUUCAACAAGAACAACUGUCAUCAUCAUCAUUGUCGAAAAGACAAUUUCAUUCCAAUUUACCAAACUAUGUAGUUUGGACCAAGGCAAUCCGUAUUGUUUUACCAAUAGCAAUGACUGGUAUAAGACAAUGGAUCAAUCGAGGAAACAAAGCACUUCGAUUUGGUAUUGCAUUGGUUGUAGUGUCUGGACUACUAUCAAUCUAUGUCUACCUAAACAUGGAGACUACUCCCAUCACUGGUAGACUUCGUUUUAUUGGACUGUCGGCCGAUGAAGAGUGUGAAAUUGGUAAUAUGGGCUAUGAAGCCAUCAUGGCCGAAUAUGGUGACCAAUUGCUUCCAGACAAUAGCACUCUCCAAAAUCAAGUACGUCUUGUCGCCAAGAAAUUGAUCCAAAGCUUGGAAAAUCCUCCACCUUUGGUUUGGGAAUGCCAUGUCAUCAAUAGUAAUCAAGUCAAUGCUUUUGUCCUACCAACUGGAAAGAUCUUUGUUUAUUCUGGACUUUUCCAAAUUGUUAAAACUGAAGAAGAUCUUGCUGCAGUGCUAUCACAUGAAAUUGGACAUGCAUUGGCAAGACAUACAGCUGAACAUAUGUCAUUGUACAAGAUUGGAAUUGUAUUGUUGGCAUUGACACGUGGAUUGAUUGGUGAAACUAUUACUGGAAACUUUACCACUUACCUCUCUACUCGUCUUUUGGAACUGAGUUACUCUCGUCUACAAGAGAUUGAGGCUGAUAUUAUUGGAUUGGGUAUUCUCCAACGAUCUGGUUUCAACGUUGAAUCUGCCAUUAGAAUCCAAGAGAGAUUGGGUGCCUUGGGUGAAGAUGAAGAUAUCUAUUCCAACAUGUUAUCUACUCAUCCAAGAUCUUCAGAAAGAAUCGCUCAAAUUAAAACUUGGAUUCAUCAAAAUCAUCCUCCCCAAAAGAAUCUCAACUAG